AAGCACGACGGCAUCCAGCCUAGACCGACGGACGCUGACGGUGUUGUCGGGAACCAUCACUACGUCUACGGCUGCGAGGGUGACCAUAUCGUGCGCACAGAUCAUCAUCAUCAUCGUGCUGAAUCGACACGCUGGCCUACCCCCUAUUAGCUGGCCUGUUCCGCAUCCGCAUCUAAAUCGGAAUUCGGUUUUGCUUUUUCCAUUUUUUUUUUCUGAGAAAUUCUUACAAAUUCCACUGUUUUGCAGUGGCCAACGUUUCCGGUACUCCGGGGUUUUCAAGCGGGGUUUGUUACGCGUCUUGUUGGCCAAAAACGGUGGCUCGCGGUAUUUCGCGGUGUUUCGCGUCAAAGUUCAACGGUCGGUUUGGUUCGCUCGUUUGGUCAGUAACGUCCGGUCCACAGACAUCGCCGUACACACAUCGUAUGGAGGAAGUCCAUCCAUCGUCUGUGAAACGGUGUUCCAAGUGUACCGAGUGUCCAAAUGUGGUAAAAUAAACACCGAAAGUUAAGUAAGAGAAAAAAAUAAGCGUGAGAAUUGAAAAGCUCGACCUCCUAACUUAAGGCUCAAAGCACCAUCGAGCAGAAAUAGGUCAUUCGGGGGGAUUUUUUGUUUCGCAAGUGGCCAUCCUCUCGUAUGCCUAGGGAAGUUAAAUGAUCUUCAAAAUCCAUGGAUUAGCAUGUUUGAAAGUUUAUACAGCUCGUUUGGAGAUAAAUAGGUAGCAAAAAAAAAAGGUUGCGUGUACUUUAGUGUUCCCGUGCUUGGUGUGAGGGGAAGUUUAUAUUGCGUGCAGUGAGGCUAGAAUGCCCCGAACCAGCAGAACUUGACAGAAUUGGGAGUGUAGCAGCAAUAAGUGAACGUGUUAGGAUAUCAACUCGACUGGAAAAAGGGAAGACCCAUCUCCCUCUGAAUCUGAAUCCGUGCAAAACAAGGAUUGCAGUUCCAAUUACCUUCGCCGUGUGAACCUUUGGGGCGUAGAAAAGAAUUUAAAUAUUGGUGUGUUUUUCAGUUACUCAACUCAUCGUGCUUUUGUAUGUGUUGUAUAGUGUCGGCUCUACGGUGGGUUAAAGAUGAACGUCAAUAGAUCGGUUUCGGUGCGAAGUCCGUGGCUCGAUCGUAGCGAGCCUCAGUGUUGCCGUGUAAAACCAUUACCAGCUGGUCAGCUUGUUGUACCCCAGUAGCUAGCCAACAGGGUUAAGCGUUCUACACCCCCCCCAAGGGGGUUGUUACCCUCACCGAUCUUCCGUUGAUUCGGGUGCAUUUUGGGAUCGGUUUUUGCAGAAAGAGAAGCAAAAAAAAACGAACUCUCAUUUUUGGUCCUCAUCAGAUGUAACCGUGCGUACUUUGUUGGUCGGUGGUCGGUGCAUGAGAGAUAAAGUGCCCUUGCUAAUCGCCCCGAUGGAGCUCGGUGGCGAAGUGUUUACGAUGGGGCUGGCCCUCAAGCUGCAGAAGGUGCCGCCGGGAUCGAUGGUCGAUUUCACCGAGUUCCGCCGGGAAAAUUCCAACACUGCCACCUUCGCCAGCGACUGGGACAGUUUUCAGGGUCCGGAUGUUGCGGGCAACAAUACGGCCGGUCCGUUCGAGGAGUACGAACUGUUCUACCGGCACUCCUACACGAUGACCGCGGUCUACUGUGUCGCGUACUUUAUCGUUUUCAUCGUUGGGCUGGUCGGCAAUAGUUUCGUGAUCGCGGUCGUGUUUCGGGCACCGCGUAUGCGAACGGUAACAAACUUCUUCAUCGUGAAUCUGGCACUGGCGGACGUGCUGGUGAUAGUGUUCUGUCUCCCCGCCACACUGAUGAGCAACAUUUUUGUGCCGUGGAUGCUCGGCUGGUUGAUGUGCAAAACCGUACCAUACAUACAGGGCGUAUCCGUGGCAGCAUCCGUCUACAGUUUGAUAGCCGUUUCGCUCGACCGAUUCCUUGCCAUCUGGUGGCCAUUGAAGCUGCAGAUCACAAAACGUCGGGCACGGUUUAUGAUCGUCUGUAUUUGGAUCAUUGCGCUCAGUUCGACCGUACCGUGGGCCCUAUUUUUCGAGCUCGUGCCCAUCAUACCGGAAGCGCCCGACAUUAAACUGUGCGUCGAAGUGUGGCCUCCGGGGACGGAUGGUGCGCUCUACUUUCUGUUAGCGAAUCUUGUUGCCUGUUAUCUGUUGCCGAUGACGCUUAUCACCAUCUGUUACAUACUGAUCUGGAUCAAGGUCUGGCGCCGUUCGAUUCCGGGCGAUUCGAAGGAUGCCCAGAUGGACCGGAUGCAGCAAAAGUCCAAAAUCAAAGUUGUUAAAAUGCUUGUUGUAGUUGUUAUACUGUUCGUUCUUUCCUGGUUACCUCUGUAUGUUAUCUUCGCCCGCAUUAAGCUGGGCGGGGCGCUAGAAAGCAGCGAAGAAGAGUUGCUACAGAUCGCUACACCGAUUGCCCAGUGGCUUGGUGCAUCCAACUCGUGCAUCAAUCCGAUCCUGUACGCGUUCUUCAACAAAAAGUACCGGAAAGGUUUUGCGGCAAUCAUACGUUCGCGCAAGUGUUGCGGACGGCUACGGUACUAUGAGACGGUUGCGAUUGCUUCCUCCUCGACCAGCACUCGUAAGUCCUCGCACUAUCACAACAGUACGAAACGGGCCGGUGGUAGUCCAUCGGUCAAGUCGGCUGAUGUGGUUUCGUACAUCUACGAGGAGAAAGGUGGCCGCAAACAUCAUGCCAUCUCGAAGCAGAACAGUGAUCUGUCGCGGCACAUGCUUCUGAAACAGGACAGCAGCAUUUCGCGACAGUCACUACUCCUGAAGCAGGAUAGUGUUGCGUCACGAUCGGCGAUCCUGUACCGGCAGGAUAGUGACAAUUCGCGGCAGAUGCUCCUGAAACAGGAUAGCAACAGCUCACGGGACAUGCUGUCCAAGCAGUGCUCCGCAUCGGAUUCAAUAUCGCGCCAAGACUCGCAAAUCUCGUACAUCGAUCCACCGCGCAAGGGUAUCCUGUGCAAGCAGGACACCCAGAUCUCGUACAUCGAGCAUACCGGACCGGGUGGUAUGUUGGCCAGCAAUGGUGGUGGUGGUGGUACACCCGCCAGCAAGAAGUACUCGGCUUCGCUCUCCUCCCAGGACAGCGUACUGUCCAUUAUUGAGCACAAGCGCCACAAGCUGGUGAAGCAGGAUUCGAUCUUUUCCUUCAACGAGCCGAAAUCAGUGUACGAAAGUGCCACACCGGCACCGUUCAAGCGGCACCAGCUCGUCAAGCAACACUCCGUCAUAUCGUUCGCGGAUCAGAAGCGAGGCGGCAGCCUAACCAAGCAGGACUCCGUCACGACCAUCCACCGGGCGGGCAAUGGCGAAGGUCCGUACAUUUCCUCCAUCCUGAAGAAGACCGAUUCGCAGUGCAGUUCUGCAUCACCGGUACGCAAGAAUAUUGGAUUUUUCGACGGCUAAAAGCAAACGUUUCGAACGCAUCGAACGAAACGGAGCGAAAAUGAAACUUUUUGUAGUGACGUUAAACGGAAGUUUCGGACAGUACGGAACUUCUGGAUUUUUGAUCGACUGUCAAUAACAGUAAUCCUCCUUUUCUUCACCUGUCCUUACCUUACACCUACCGUAGCCAUUCCCUUCAACCCUUACCUUGUUAGAGGUGGUUUUUUGAAACUGACCGUGGACCAUCGGCAUAUCGAUUCUUCUGCCGCGUUUGACUUCAGCCAAAUUUUCAUACAAGCAAUGGUACAAACCUUGCCAGCGUACUGUUGAAAUGGGAGAAAAAGAGGGUAUAUCCAGGAUGGUAGGAAUUUAUUCGCUAGAGACAACAGUCUCUUCAGCAUCAGUUUUAUCAAUUUGAUCAAUUGAUUUACAGAUUUGAUUUGAUCAAUGAUCUACAGUCCAACAAGUUGGUUGAUCUACAGUAAAAUCCCUUAAUGAUCUACUUGAACAUCGUCCAAAAACACCUUGGGAGGGUUGGUGGACUUCGGCAAAACGUUCACCCUUUGCCUGCUCUCUUCUUGGUUGUUGAUUCUAAUUACUUCUGAAUGAGGACUCGUACUCUUAAGACUUCAAUUUAUAAAAGAGAUCUUGAUACCUUCUUAAUUUCCUUAUUUAGCCCUGAAGUUAGGAACAUUUAUUGCUGUAACAUGGAGGACGUAAAGUAUCAGGGGAUUAUAUGAUUUGUUGUCAUCGCGAGUUAAGUAGAUCUUCAAGAUAUCCUUCAAGAUCAUGACGCCAUACUUCUAUCUUUCAAUUAAAACGCCCAAUUUCUAUCAACUCCUUUAGUAGCUCCUUUUGGUAGAUUCCUUGCAGCUCUUAUGUGGUCAGUCAUGGACACUUGUUCAGGACACUUGCCUGGUAGCUUCGAUCUUUCGAAGGAUGAGAAGGUGGUCUCACUAUCACGUGGCAAGGAACUUAUAUAAAAAGAUUCAGUUUUCAGCUUGUUUUUUGCUCUUGUCUCAACCACCCACCCAACUUACACAUUCGACGCUCCCCAAUCAACGAAAGUAGGUCAACAUUACUGGCAGGACACCAUUUGCUCCUCAAUCCAUCAUUCAAAGUGUCCUUAACGCAUUUACCCAUGUUCGAUCGUCCUGAAUCCUGACGAGGCUGCAUAUCACUAGCCUUCAUACAUUCAACUACGUUUAAUUCCCACCUCCUCUACCCAUUGAAACUUCCAACAAAACAACAAAAGAAAAAACACUAUCUCCGCAACUACGAAAGCCAAUCUGUUUGUCAAACCAACACGAUGGCAUAACAAAACAAAAGCUUAUUCAAAAUGUUACCUUUACCGUGAAGGGUCUCAAUCUAAUGGUGCUGUCUGUGGCCGAGAAUAAGAAAUUAUGGCUGCAUAGAGCUUGCAACAAAACAAACAAAACAAACACAUAAACAUGCAAACAAAACAAAACGUAUCACUAUUUUGCAAACUUAUUUAGCAGCAAAGAUGAGAACAAAUUUUAAUAAACCUUGACAAGAAGUGACCACUCACAGUGGCCAUUUGCAUAGAGAAAACAAAAAAAAUGCAAACUAAACAUAGUCAUUAUAUACAUAUAUCAGAAUAUAUUAUAUACCUAUCAAAUUGUCAAAGUCAAACAAAAAAAACCUAAAACUAAUGAAGAGGCAAUAAAAAAAAGUGGACAAACGCAUUAAUAACGAUUACGAUGGCUGUUUUACUGACGAACAAGAAGAAGAAGAAGAAGAAGAAGCAGAAGAAGAAAAAACUUAAAACGUUAUUUCCAGAUUUAAAAACAAAAAACACUGAACUAAUUUAUGCAGUUAUUAAGCAAAGGCAUAAUCGAUACAUAAACAUAUUGGAAUGUAUUUUAUAAGAGUGCAAAAUGGAAUUAGACAUCUGUACCAUGUUGUGUCGGGUUCACGCUAAUCGUCACACAUUAUUAACCAUAAAAUGGUGUUAAGCAAAAACAAAACAAGAAAAAAACAGAAGAACAAAUAAAAUCAUCACGAGACACAACUCGAAACGAUCCUGCUAUAUGUACGAUAAAAGAUAACAGUUUAAAUUUAAAAUAAUCAUUCAUGCGUAAAUACAUACAAAUACGUGACAAACAUAAACAAAAAAAAGAAUAACAGAAAACAAAACCAACUCCCAACCUAAUGGACCAGUGUUAAAAUGAACUAACCAAAACAAAACAAAACAAAACAAAAAAACAAGAAACAAAACUGUACCGAGCUGUGCUGUGGUGGCAGUGUUUUCUCAUUUCAGGCCCAUCGUGCAUAUUGAAUUCUAUCUGUAACAAAAUCCCCACAUUCAAAACCGCAGUUGGAUAAAGUACUGCUAAAGUCUAACUUGCCCCAAAAGCUGGCAGGAAGUUUGAAAUUUGAAUGGUUGCCUAACGCAACUCCAACCCGUUAAAAGGUGAAAAUGGUGAACGAAGAAGAAUUGUCCACCAAGAAGGCACCAAUAGAGCAGCGGAUAAGGCUGGCAGGACAAAGUGGAACACACCCAUACUAUCACAUAUAUUUUUGUAUGCAAUCUUAGCACUAAGCAGCGCAGAAAUGCAAAAGUGCAUGGUUUGAAUUUGGUGAUUGCUUCAAAGCAAAACAGUUGCUUUGAGGAUAAAGCAAACUAAUCAACAAAAGCAAAAAAAAACGGACAACAUAAAUAAAUAGCAUAACAGUAUCAGUAUAGAAGAACAAGCGAAGACGGUUCUAUAAAAUGUCUUGUAAACCUGAGUCAAAACUGGCAGCGCCUAUCAAGUGAGGAUCAGUAAUAGGAACAGCAUCAUUACUAAGGCAUGCAUAUAGUUUAAUUAAUCGCGGCACGGCAUGCAGGAUUGUAAGUCUUGCUGUUUAGCAUAAUUAACCAGUAAGAAACGUAAGGUUUGCAACGAUUGUGUAGUUUAGUGGUAUUGUUUUGUUUUUUCUGCUGAAAACUUUCGUUUCAUUUCGUUUCCAUUCUAACCGUUAGUGUGAGCAAAAAUUGAUACACAAAUGUACGAGCAACUCAUAAUUGUGAUAAGCGAUAGACCAUUAACGUUACUCAAAAAAGGAGAACAGAACAGAAAGGAGAAUCGUUGUACUGAAGAAAAAAUCAACAACCAAACGCGGGAUAAACGCGGAAAACGUUGUAAAAGGGGUCAGAAAAAGGCAUUUUAAUUCAUCCCAUUCCCAAGCUAAGCUGAAUGGAAAGCAAAUGCUGCCAUUUUGCAGUUUGGUGUUUGGAGAGUCUGUAUGUAUGUGUGUGAGUGUGUGUGUGUGUGAGAGAGCAAUACGAGUAAACUACAAGUUUUAUACGGAAAAAAAUCAUACUAAAGUAAGCUAAUAUAUACCCUUGCAUAAGGUAAAUAGGAAAUAAAAAAACGUAAAAUAAUCUACAUUUACAGUAACAAACUAAACCGUCAACGACCGUACUUGUGGCCAUGUGGCCACAAACGAACGGUUUUGUAAGUGCUAUCGUACCAGAACGUGGUUUUGUGCCAGAUCGCAAACCACAUAACCAAAAACCAAAUCGUAUAAAAACCCUUUAAAAAUUGUCCAUUGUGUGUAUGUGUGUGUCUGUACAGCGGUAAGAUGGAAAUAAUACAGGUUUUUAGCAUUUAUACCGAACACAUAAAAACAUAAGAAACACUUUGCAUUAAUGUUAGUGCGCUUAACAAAUGUUUAUGUUUGAUUUAAAUGUCGCAUACAUUUGCAAUGUUUAGUGGAUAUUAGCCCCCCUAAUACAUUAUCGCAAGCACACACUUUAAUUGUAGUUGAGAUUAAAAUGUGCAAAAGCAAAUGUGUUGUUUUCUUCUGUUAAUUCAUGAGAAUUGUACAGUUGUCCUCACAUUUGAAUGAAUUUUAAAUAAACAAAUCCACUCAUUCCCGGGUGGUGGGUGGUUGGUCCGAGGUUAUGGGCAUGUUUGUUAGAGAAAAACAGAACUCGACAUGACACAUAAACCACAAGUUGUCAAUAAAAAUGGCUGCCAAGUACGAUGCAAAUACAUACAAAAAUGCACUCACCCGUUGUUGCACUUUAUCACUCGCACAAUGCUCAUCUUGUGCAAUGCAAUUGCAUUCAGAAAGGAAAAAUGUGAAACCAAUUUCUAAACUUUCAAAAUUCAAAAUCGUUACUUCAUCACUUAACUCAUCAUACAAAGGAAAACCAAUUUAAUGCUACUACUGGACUCUCUCUGUUUUUUCAAAUGGCUCAUGAACAUAGUUUUGAACAACAUCCGCCUAUUGUUGCAAUUUACGCAAAACGAUUUAGGAAUGCUUCCAAUACACGUACAUUGUGUGCUGUAUUUAACAGCAAAACUAAAGCAAAAGCAAAGCAAUAUCAAACCGUUUAUUAAUGGGAACAGUAGAACUGCAUCCCGAGCUUUGUGGUUUGUGAUUGGGAUGAUAAUUUUAAGCUUUCGAAUAAGCAAAAUAACGUUACGAAAACAAAAUAAAAAAAUACAAUAAGUAAAAUUUGUUCUUGUAAAUGAAACAUACUUGUGGAGAACGAAAGCGAAUUUCCUGCUAUUAUGCGGACGUGCCCUUGGACACGGAUUUUUUUGGGAGACCACACGAUUUUUGACACUGCCCGUUGUCAUGUUGUCAUCAUCAGAAUUUAGCCAAAAAAAAAAACACACACAAUAAUGAAGAAAAUCAUGCAUCGAAACCAGCACGACAGAAUUGUUUUUCAUUGUAACGCUUGUUCAAGACUAAGGCGUUAUAAGGCGUUAGCCGUUUUUGGCGCAAAACGUUCAAUGACGGGGUUCGUCGCUUGUGAAGUCUUUCGUUUUUAAAUGAACGCUUUGUUUAUUUUUGUUUUCCGCAUCUUCUGGAUGAAUUUUUUUCAUUAUUCCACUGCGUAGAGUGUGUUGAAUAGAAGCAAAACAAAAGUAAAACAUUUUUUUUUAGAAAAAAUAAUAAUAACAACCUUACGGUUGCAGUUUAAAAGGCGGUAAACGCGCGCUUACGAUAUAAAUAAUUCACAGCCACCAAAAAUGGUUGUACCAAGUACUGAUACAAUUAAAAGCAAUGAAGUUUAAACAAUAGUCGUUUAAAAAGAUAUUGCUAAUUGUUUAUUCCAUACAAAUUCUUAUCGCAUCUUCUAUGACGCUGCUAACGCAAAUUUCGUGCAAAAAAUUCCUCACAAUGGAUAUAAUGUAAGCGAGGAAAGAACAAACAUUUUUCACAUCCUCUAAGCUUUCUCUUUCUCUCUCUUUUUCUGAUGCUCUUUGUUCUUGAGCAAUAAUGCUGACGACAGUAUAUUAUAAUAAAAGAAGAAAAAGCAAUACACUGCUUGCCGUGGGCUUUUCGGUUAAAGCACUGAGAGUGAAUCGUUCGGUAUCGAACAAUAAAUGCGCUCGCUUUUACCAUGAUCCGACACCACGAGGCAGGUGCAAAUACAUUAAUGGUUUUCUUGGUCCAACUUGUACCAUGUAAAGUGUCUCAUUUUACACGAGCCCAGCAUCGACUGGAUGGUGUUUGAAAGCAAAUGCAAAAAUUGAAUUAAAGUUAAAUAAAAAAAAAACAACGCACACAACACAACGCGAACGCAAAACCGUACGGAACCGCAAUUUGAGUGAAAGUUAGUGUUAGCUUUAAUUAGGAACCAAAUUUCUGCACCACAGACCGUCGUCUGGUGUUAAAUCGAAUCAUAAUCGAUCUAUGUUGGUGCUGCCGAACUGAAAAUGCACAUAGAAUAACUAAUUAGGAAAAAUGAGCUAAGGGUAGCGUAUGGUAACGAUCGCGAGUGUAAGAGAACAAUGAAUGGUGUAUAAUGAAUUUUUCGCACAAACGAUAUCGUAUGAAAUUUGCAAAUAGAAAACAAAACAAAGAAAUAACGUUCAAAUUGAACUAAUAUACUAAAAUACUGGCGAAGAGAUGUACCAAUGUUCCGCGAUCCGUGUUUAUGAUUGAAUGUACCACAUACGCUUAAAGUAACGGUGUAGAACAUAAACCCACUGCUAUCCAUCACAGCUUACGAAACACGAAGCAAAGAAAUACGAAAAAUAUGAAAAGUUCGCUAAAUACAAACGCUACAUACAACCCAUCACCACUCCGCUCCACCCGUUGUUGAUACACUCACUGUUUUAAACGUACAAUGUGACAACACAUGCAAAUGAAUGAAAAUCAUACUCUAAAGUGUAGCUACAACAACAAAACGAAAAAACAUAAAAACAAAAACGAGAAAAAAAAAACAAAACUAUAAACAACAAAAUGGAAACACAAAUAGGAACAGUACGGGAAAUGGUAGGUAGGACUGCAAUCGCGAACGGUUCGACACAACCCUGCUGCCGUUGUAGGAUGGAACAAAAAAACUGAAGAUAGAAAAAGAAGGCGUUGAAUAGAGGAGCAUACAGAGGGUAUGAUGUCAACCGAUCUCGAUCCGAUUGCAGACACUACACGCUAUAGUUGAGAGGGCAGCAAUGUUCUGUUGCAUCACCACUCAAUUCUAGGGCACUGAUGGGUGCAGAAAUCAUCCAAAGCCAAAAAACAGGAGUAGUCGCAGUAGUCCGUCAAGAUAUCAAAAAAACUAUCCAAACCUCAGCAAUCGGUGAACCAACAAAUGGGUGUACACGUUGCUAGAAUGCAAAGUAGCAGACUGCUUUGUUUAAUUUUUUUUAUUUUUUGUUGUCUAUAAAUCUUUAUUCAAUGUUAAAGUAGCAUAAUGUGAAACUGUUGCUGUUUGCUUUUAUGUUCUUAACAACAACAAAAAAACAACUAGGUAUUUCCGUUGCAUAGAGUUCGAUGUAUGUGUGUUUGUGUGUAUGUAUGUAUGUGUGAAUGUAUACAGCAGAGAGAGAGGGAACUAAUUUCUAUUUACAUUACUAUUUUAAUGCAAAAAAAGGAAACAAAACACGCAUCGGUACAGUUAAAUGUGUAAGAAAAUAAUUAGCAAAUACCCAUACCCAUACCGAUCAUCAUCACCUACACCGCCCCAGUGCAAUAGUUCGCUGCGGUGACAUUACAAUAAAUGAGGCGCGGUAAUAGAAAAUGUGGAAUGUGGGGAAAAGGGAAAACAAAAAGGGGAAUACCGUUAUAUUAUACAAAUGAUCACCACUGUACAAAUAAGUUAGAAACAAAAAACUAUCUGCCGAUGGGAAAAGUGUACAAACGUGUGCACUUUUUUUCUGUAGCAGUUGAGAGGCCGAAAAUACCGAAGCAAAUAGUAGUAGUAAUAGUCAAAGUAGUUGUGACUUCAUAGUUGUAGUAGCUGUAGUUGUAGUCAUACGGAACGGAUAGUGUUGUGUCAGGCUUGUGUCACGAUCACAACCAAAGCGGUGUACACAAAACGAUAAGUAUUGUAUACUAAUUAAUCCAUAAUGCCGAAACCAAACCAACCCAAGUUAAUGUAUGUACGUUUGUGUGUGCGUGUGUUCAUGUUCCCUUCUCCACUUCCUCGUUUCCCUUCCCCCUCCCCCGCUCCGGGUAUAAGUAUUGUGUCCGACGAUGUGUAAUGAUGUUAUAUAAUGUAAUGCCCAUUGUUACAAAACCCAAUUCCCAGGUUCCUAAAACAAACAAAACAAAUUUCUUUAAAUGCCUUCUUAGCGUAAUCCCACCGGCAUAAGGGCAAAGAUAAUUUACUUAACAAUAUGCAUGUCUGUCCUGUGUGAAUGUGAGUGAGUGAGAAAGAGGAUAUCUAUACGUAUGUAUGUGUGUGUAUGUAUGUGUGCAAUCCAUGUGUUGUGUGGUGGGUGUGUAAUGUUUGUGUGGCUGAAGAUUAAAAGCUGCAAACCACUGUUUUGUAGUGUAAACAAUAAAAUAAGUAAACAUAAUCAACAUGAACGUAAAACUCUGAAGAUGUGUGCGUGUGUUACAUCAUGUACUAAAAUCAAUCGUUAAUUUUUAAAAGUAAAAAAAAGCAUAUUGUUGUUGGAUGAUACUUUUUUGUUUGUUUGUCAAUUUCUUAUUCAGUUUUGUAUAAGAAGCUCACAGCGCACAUGCUGAGCGUUGUUAAAUGAAUCACAAACAUAAAAGAAAACAUUUAUCGUAGUGUUGCUUCUAUGUAUUUAUUUUACAUAUUUAUUUUAUCCCAUUUCCCUUCUUCUUCUUUACGCCACAUUGUACUAAUGUUUUGUGUUUGAAAGAGCUUGAUAAAUCAAACAUUCAAAUCAAGUACUUUUGUCAUGCGAAUUGCAUACCUUGCGGAAAAGAGGGAAUAUGCAUGAUCGCUUGAUACUUCACUGGCUGUAAUGUCCCGUGUUUAGUCCCCCGACUUGUCAUUGAGUGUGCACUAUUGUGACCGUAUGUAAGUAGCGCUUUUACCCACUGUAUGUAUACUAUCUGUAUAAACAUUUUGUAUUGGUUUGGAAAAUGACGGCAACUACAUAACAAAAACAAAAAACACAAUCUCGAAUGUACAACAAACGAAAAAAAAACAGUAGCAGAGCUUAGUGCCUGCAGCAUUAAACCUGAAUGAGUACUGGCUAAGGGGGCUAAGGGGUGAAGAUUGGCCGAUGAAUUGAACGUUUUUAACCUGAUCCUGAUGUGUGAAUUGACUACAAGUACUAUCCUUCGGGCGUUGCGAUGUAUGAUCAUGAUUACACCGUUGAGCGCGUUACUAAAAGGCAACUAAGACCGUAACGUGCUUCCCGAGUGUGCUGUGCUGACCAAAACAGGUUUGAAAAGAUUAUGAAAAGGAUAGCUUGGUACGGGAUACAAAUGGCAUUUACAUGUUCAUAUUUUAAUCGCAUCAAAUGCAUAACUACGUACCAGAUGCAAAACAACCCGGAUUGGAUUAUCAUAUUCGAGCCAGUUAUUUAAAGUAAACCAAAAAACAGAAUACAUAGAUAUAUAUAUAUAUAUACUAUACAUACAGACGCAUAAAUAAAGAAGAAAAAAACCUAUAUCGAAUGCUGUUAGCUGAUGAAGGGAACGACAAGCCGGAUGGUUAGAAGCACAAGGAACAACGAAAUCGAACACUAUCAUCAAACAAAUAGUGUGUCCAUAAAUAUAGACUUUAGACUGAUCGCCGUCACGGAGAUGAACCGAGCCGAGCCAGGCGCGCGCGCGUAUGUGUCGAUGUUCUCACACAAAAGAAUAUUCUACAAAAAAGGGGCUCCGUUUUCGUUAGAUAAUUGGGUGGUGGUGACGCAAGGCAUGAUUAACCAUGGUAUCAUUUUGCAGCUAAACAAACAUAAAGAAUGUACUUCGUACAAUAAUAAUAAAAUAAUAAUAAUAUUAACAACUGCACAGCGGGAUAGCUAAACAACGGUGCCAACCGUACACCGAAGCUGGCACGGAAUGUGGGGUAAUAACAGACAGCUUUACAGGCGCUAGUACUUGAAAAGUAGUGGAAUAUGGGAUUUGAAGGAAGUGGACUGCAGCUAGAAAUAACACUACACUAAGCAUACGAUGCACAAGAAACUUGUGACUAUGUACGUGUGGGAGUGUGUGUGUGUGUGUGU
Anopheles funestus (African malaria mosquito) is the source of this 12791-nucleotide messenger RNA. Its product is annotated as neuropeptide SIFamide receptor-like. Bases 1363 to 3411 code for a protein of 682 amino acids. Gene Ontology annotation, molecular function: peptide binding; neuropeptide Y receptor activity. Gene Ontology annotation, cellular component: membrane. The record is from RefSeq and is a predicted model, not a curated record. The transcript is spliced from 8 exons. Lineage: Eukaryota; Metazoa; Arthropoda; Insecta; Diptera; Culicidae. Gene Ontology annotation, biological process: G protein-coupled receptor signaling pathway.